UCGAAGCGUCGCGCGCGCUACGAAAACAAUAACCACGAAGAGACUAAAGAGCAAGAGAAAGAGCGGGCUAAAGGAAAACGGCCAUACGGAACCAGUGACACAACCGAACAAUAACGCCAACGAUCAACAUAUUGAAGUGAGAGAAUCGUUUGACUCUCGCACUUUCAUCGCUUUUAUUAUCGAGCCGUCCUUCCAUUUGUUCGGAUUUGUUUGUGAUUUUCAUAAUGUUUGUGGUAGCGCGCACACAGCGUCACAAUAACAACAAUACCAAGGGAAAUACAAUUGUGUGCUACGGAUACGCGUACGUGUUGUGUGUAUUUUGUCAUUGUGCUUUACUUUAAUUUAAUUUUGGAUAUAUGCAAUACACUAAAAAUCAAUUCAGCAGAUGAAUCAGUGCGCGUACGGAAGCUCGUGAGCACAGUAUACACGCUUCGAUUAUUAUCUUUUCAUUUCAUUGCAAACAUUCACAGUACUUUUGAGCUACGACUUUUUCGUUAUUAUUGUUGUUGCUGCUGCUUCUGAUGUUGCCGUUGACGAUGUUUGAGAUCCGUUCGUAAGGCAAUAUGUACCACAAAAAGCACCUAACAUCCUCUGCUGCUGCUGCUGCUCCUGCUGCUGCUGCCGCUGUUCGAUUUUAAGCUAGACGAAACACAAAAAAAUAAUUGCACUGAUUAAAUUUUCGGGAUUAAAUUAAAAGACGUGAAAUUUGCGCCCCCAGAAUAGCACUUCCGUGAAAACGAGUGAAUAAUUCGUUUUAUUAUUAUUAGUCCUAAUCACAGUAACUGAAUAAAAAGACUAAUCAGUCUGCCAUAAACAAUGUGUAUACGAUUUCCUAUAUUACAGUUCACGAUUUAUAUGUUUUUUGCUAGUGAUUUGGUUCCAGCUGAACAGUGAAAUACAAAAUUCAUUGUGGCUUAUUUUAAAUAAUUUGAUUGAUUUUGAUAUCAGUGAAAAGUUAAGUGUUGUAUCGAGGAAUUUUCGACGGUUGACAUUUUUUUGGAUAUCCAUUUUACCUAAAAUAAUGUGAACAAAAAAAUUCGACAAAUUUAUAUCAAAAUAGAGACGAACAUCGAUAAAAUAACAAACAAAAAAAAUAACACAGCCGGAUUCCACACACGGCUUUAACAUUUCAAGAACAGAGCGUCGUAAAAAAGAGAUUCGUUUUUAUGAUUCGAUAAAAAAAAAUAUUUAUUAUCAUCAAUUGUCGUUCACUUCAUUCGUGAAAGUCAUAAAAAACCUUUUCAAACUGUCUGCAUUGUCGAUUCGCAAUUUUUCAGCGAAUAUGCUGAACAAUUUGGGCGGAACAGCAUCGCUUGGCGGUCAAAAGGAUUGUGAUUUACCGAAAUCGUAUUCGUACAAUCAACUUCCGAAUGCAGGCUCAUCAGAUCCGGGCGGUGGUCGACUGAAUGUAUCUGGUGGCAUUUGUGAGCCUCACAAUUUACACCAGGAUCAGAAUGCGGAAAAAUCCAGCAAACAAAAACGACACCGAACUCGAUUCACGCCGGCUCAGUUAAAUGAAUUGGAACGAUGCUUUUCAAAAACACACUACCCAGAUAUUUUCAUGCGAGAAGAAAUCGCCAUGCGAAUAGGGCUGACGGAAUCAAGAGUACAGGUUUGGUUCCAAAAUCGGCGCGCUAAAUGGAAGAAACGAAAGAAAACCACAAAUGUAUUUCGGACUCCAGGUGCGUUGCUACCUUCACACGGUUUACCACCAUUUGGUGCAAAUAUCACUAAUAUUGCGAUGAGCGAAGGACUAUGCGGUAGUUCGAUGUUUGGCAAUGAUCGGUGGAGUGUUGGUGUUACACCAAUGACAGCAGGCGACUCGAUGAUGUACCAACACACAGUCAGUGGAAUCGGUUGCUCUGGUAAUUCACCAACAUCAACUCCGCCCAACAUAAAUGCAUGCUCAUCGUCGACUCCGCCUCUCGCCAACUCAAAUCAUCAAAACAACAACUCCAGCCACGAAAACAAUUCAGAUCAAUUGGGUAGCCAAGGCACCAAUCAUCAUGUUACUAACAAUUGCCAAACAACAGAUGGCAACGGGAGUAAUAGUGCAAAUUUGAACGGCAACGGCGGCAAUGGCAAUGACGAAGAUGUUUGGCGAGGACACAGCAUAGCCGCAUUGAGACGACGAGCAUCUGAGUUAAACAACUCGAUACCAUCGUAUUUGCAUCAAAAUUACGAUCAUCACAAUUCCGUUUACUGAGUAUGGAAAACCAUUUAAAAAUGAAACAAACAACAACAAAUCAAGGCACCGAAUAAUAGAAAAUCCGGCGGAUAGAGCUCAAAACGCAAAUUCGAAUUUGUUUCUAGUUUUUAGUUAUGUGUACGGAAAACUUCAUCAGCUGCAGAAGUUAUUCCACAGUAAUUCUACGUCUACGUAUCAAAUAGAAUGCUUAAUGAAAAUUAAUUACCACAUACCCUGUAUAUUUAGACAUGUAAACCCUUUCGGAAAGGCAUUUAACAUCUUACACUUCAAAAAUGAUUUUUGAAAAAAAAAAAUGAAAGAAAAUAAAAAGCGGACACGAAUAAGAAAACAAGAACAGUAACUGUUGUGUAUACGAUUAUUGAAAAUAGAACAAAAAUUAUAUAUAUUGACUUAAUCUUAAGAAAGCAACAAAGCAAACUAUAAUAACAAAAACGAUGAAAUGGUUGUCAAAACGUUUUUCUUUCCUUUGAACAAGCUCGAUUAUCACAUCCUGCUUAGACCAUGAACUUCUUCAUUUUUCUUUUGAUAAAUUACUAAAUAAAUGACAUUUUUAAAAAAAGGAAAUUUAGGAAUUCUGUAGCUUUUUGAACACAUAAUAAAUAAUUGUGUAUUUAAGAUUUAAAAAAAGGAACCUUCAUUUAAGAUCACUCCGCGAUUUGCACGCGAGUUUCCAUACUAUGCAUAUGAAUUUAAUAUCGAUGUGAACUGUGUACAUUUCUAUUUUUUUGACUUUUGGUUUGAAUUUUCUAACCUAUCCUAUCUAAUAAUAUCAUCAUUGGCGCAAACCCAAACAAAAACAAAAAAAUAACACACAAGAAUUUUGACGAGACUUAAAUUUGUAUACGAAAUUCAUUACAUAACGUUUAAUUAAAAUGCAACAAAUCUGAUACAAGGGAAUUAAGAAAAAAAUAAAUCUGUUUGAGACGUAGGAAUUAUUAUUAAAAAGUGUAAUCGAAUAAAAAAAGAACAAAAAUACAAAAAAAAAAAAAAAAUCAGGAAGGAGUAAUAUUGAAAUAAAUGUAGUGUAUUAUAGCCUAUACCUUUAUAUGAAUUAAAAUUUAAAAUUAUCGAUAAAAACCAACACAAUUUUUCGAAGAAAUUAAAGAAAAACUAAUGAUGAUAAUGAUGGAUCAAUAACUAACUAGGUUUAUGGAAAACCCUUAGGAUUACAAUAUCAAAAAAUUAUUGAUUUGGUGAGAUAAGAUCCAACGAAAUACAAAGACACAUGCAUCUAUCAUGAUUUGGUGAAAAUUUGAAAGAAUGUAUACGAUUCCACUGUGACAAGACAUACACACACAUCAAUAUAUUUACCUUGAAAUAUUUUAAUGAAUGCGCCAACCAAAUAUCCCAAAUUCCGUUUUAAUUGAAAACAUAGCGGUGCACUGCCCAUACAAACGUGCCGGGGCGCGUAGUGCUCUACGUCAUAUAGUUUGCAUAACGUAGUUAGGGCGCGUAGUAUUAUCGUUGCACCGCUAUGGAAAAUUCUGCUAUGCUUCGAUAUCGUCAACGUAUACAGUGUGGCUAAAUUGCCAUCCAGUAUGUGUUUUAUAUAUGGCUAUAUCGAGAAUACAGCCAAACACUGCAUACGUAUGAAAUUACGAAGUGAACACAACGGAACAUAAUGAACACUCACUGUUCACUAACUCACUCAAUCACUCACCUACUCACUCAACACAUACACGAGUACAACACAAACGCAAUAGCCGUAUCAAGCAUCUCAUUCACAAAUUCUACUCACAUACCAGAAAAAAAAAAUUCAAGCAAAAUUAAAACUAUUGUAAUGAUUAAUAUUAAAUUUAAAAAUAUAAAUGUGCAUAACGAUAUUAAUAAAAAUUUAAAUUAAUUCAAAA
Molecule: messenger RNA, 4059 nt
Organism: Sitodiplosis mosellana (orange wheat blossom midge)
Lineage: Eukaryota; Metazoa; Arthropoda; Insecta; Diptera; Cecidomyiidae
Gene: otp
Product: homeobox protein orthopedia
Exons: 7
Coding region: 1283-2206 (307 amino acids)
Biological process (GO): regulation of DNA-templated transcription; neuron differentiation
Molecular function (GO): DNA-binding transcription factor activity, RNA polymerase II-specific; DNA binding
Source: RefSeq, a predicted model, not a curated record